UGCGCAAACUCGUGGCGAAAGCACGCCCUGAAUGCACCGAAAAAAUCGCGGAAAUUCAGUGCAUCGGGGACGGUUGGUAAUGAAACAAUCGAGGGUGGUUCACCCCAGCUGUCAAUACUACCAUUAGGGGUGCAGUGGUACCGGGUAAACAGGGCCACGUGAUCGCGGCAUGGUACCGGGUGGUGGGGGCGAAAACAGUGCGGUAUUCGGAGAAAUUUGGGAAAUUUAGGCCUACGCGCCGAGUGUCACGUUCACGGGUAAGGGCGGCACAGGGACGGACUCAGUGGGCAUGCGAGUGGACAGUGUGGUGACAGUGAGCAGCCCCCAAGUCGAACAAGGGUGAUAUGUCUCAGAAAGACUCCGUUAUUCAUCUCGUCGCCGGGGGGGUGGCGGGCACCGUGGGGGCGAUCGUGACGUGCCCCCUGGAAGUGGUGAAGACGCGCCAACAGUCGUCGAAAAGCGGCUUCCACCAUUUGCCCCAGAUCGCCCAGGAGCCCCCCGGGGGCUCGCAAACGACGUGCCGUACAGUCUCUCCCUCUCAGAGGCGUAGGUUAUGGACCACUACACGGCACAGCCGGCCUCAAGUUGUGGCUCUUUCAGGUUACGUUACUCCCUCGACUGAUACUUUGAACAUAGUCCAAUGUCUGAAGCACAUUAUAAAGCACGAAGGACCCCUCGCUUUAUUCAAAGGUCUGGGCCCCAAUCUUGUGGGGGUCGCCCCCUCGCGGGCCAUCUACUUCGCCACCUAUUCGCAAGCGAAACUCUUCUGGAACGGUCUUCUGCCUCCGGAUUCGCCCAUGGUUCAUGUGUGUUCGGCUUCGUGUGCCGGUUUCGUUGCCAGUUCGUUGACAAAUCCGAUUUGGUUUGUCAAGACUAGAUUACAAUUGGAUAUGAAUAAAAACAGCAACAUGACAGCGUUCGAAUGCGUACGGAGGAUAUAUGCCAAAUCGGGCAUCCUUGGGUUCUACAAGGGCAUCACCGCCUCGUACAUGGGCAUCUCGGAGACCAUCGUCCACUUCGUGAUCUACGAGGCGAUAAAAGCGGAGCUAGUGAGCCACCACACGCAAUAUUCGACUGAGAAAAGUUCGAGGGACUUUUUCGAGUUUAUGGCGGCCGGUGCCGUUUCGAAAACAGUUGCGUCUUGCAUCGCGUACCCCCAUGAAGUGGCGCGGACUCGUCUGCGCGAAGAGGGCACCCGCUACACGGGCUUCUGGCAAACCCUCACUCUGGUCUUCAAGGAGGAGGGAGUCCGGGGUGUGUACAGGGGACUGACGACGCAGCUUGUGAGACAAAUACCGAAUACGGCCAUCAUGAUGGCAACCUAUGAGGCUGUGGUUUACGUUCUUACGACGAGGUUCGGGACCGAGUUUUACGAUAAAGAGGCGAAUUAGCAGGGUUCUAGUUUUUGGUUUUAGAGAUCUGUGUUAUUAUUUGUAAAGUCAAGCUAGGUUAAGUUGAAAUUCAGGCUGGAUUUGUAGUUGGUGUACAGUAUUAGAGUUAAAGGUUUUGUAUAAGAGAUGAUUCUGGUCAUGUUGAUAGGAUAAGUUGAAACGGUUGAUCAGGUUAAGUGGAGGUUUACUUUUGUUAAGUUUAUUGUUCAAAUGAAAAGUGUGAUUUAUUCUAGAUCCGAUAUUUUUCUUAUUAGCUUCUUUAUUGAUCCUGUUGUACAUAUAGCCAAGUUAAUGAUUGAUUUAAAUAUACUUUUCUCUAAAUA
Messenger RNA from Tribolium castaneum (red flour beetle), 1714 nucleotides. It is a transcript of the gene Rim2, whose product is annotated as Replication in mitochondria 2. The transcript has 4 exons. NCBI's taxonomy places the organism in Eukaryota, Metazoa, Arthropoda, Insecta, Coleoptera, Tenebrionidae. Gene Ontology annotation, cellular component: mitochondrion. Gene Ontology annotation, molecular function: pyrimidine nucleotide transmembrane transporter activity. The coding region runs from base 345 to 1391 and encodes 348 amino acids. The record is from RefSeq and is a predicted model, not a curated record. Gene Ontology annotation, biological process: pyrimidine nucleotide import into mitochondrion.